This is a messenger RNA of Clupea harengus (Atlantic herring), 2707 nucleotides long. RefSeq names its product malic enzyme 3, NADP(+)-dependent, mitochondrial (gene me3). NCBI's taxonomy places the organism in Eukaryota, Metazoa, Chordata, Actinopteri, Clupeiformes, Clupeidae. The record is from RefSeq and is a predicted model, not a curated record. Gene Ontology annotation, cellular component: mitochondrion. Gene Ontology annotation, biological process: pyruvate metabolic process; malate metabolic process. Gene Ontology annotation, molecular function: malate dehydrogenase (decarboxylating) (NADP+) activity; NAD binding.
GGUGGAUUUAUCUUACAAGGCGGGUCGUAAGCAGAAAAGCGAAAGGGUCAAUGUCAAACAAGCUUAUAUCAGCUGUUUCUACCGAUUGCAGCAGCAACAGCAUCUACAGCUAAAGUACGACAGGGAGCGUGGACCAGGUAGUUACUGUUUAAACUACUGUAUGUGCUCAUCUUAAGUGUCUGUGCCGAAGAGUGUGAGAACAGUGCCUGGUUAUUCUCAGGAAACAUGAACUCUGGACCAGGCAGAAGUGUGCUGUCGCUGUGCAGACGGUCCACAAGCGCUCUACGGUUGCUCGCCAGCCAGCCAGGUCACCCUGUCACUCGCGGUAUAGACAACAACCUCCUGGGGACAGUGCGGGUCUGCCAUUCGGGGGCCACCCGCAGCGUUAGCACCAAGAAGCGGGGCUAUGAUAUCACCAGAAACCCACAUCUUAAUAAGGGCAUGGCCUUCACCCUGGAAGAGCGUCAGCAGCUGGGCAUCCAUGGCCUGCUACCCCCCUGCUUCCUCACGCAAGACGUCCAGGUGCUGCGGGUCAUGAAGAGCUACGAGACCCGCAUCAACCCCCUGGACAAGUACAUCUUGCUGAUGACUCUACAGGACCGUAACGAAAAGCUCUUCUACCGGGUGCUUAUGUCAGACGUUGAGGAGUUCAUGCCCAUUGUUUACACCCCUACGGUGGGCUUGGCUUGCCAGCAGUAUGGCUUGGCCUUCCGGAGACCCAGAGGUCUCUUCAUUACCAUUCAUGACCGAGGCCAUAUCGCUACCAUGCUGGACUCCUGGCCCGAGGAGGACAUCAAGGCCAUUGUGGUGACAGACGGUGAGCGUAUCCUGGGCCUUGGUGACCUGGGCAGCUAUGGGAUGGGCAUCCCUGUGGGCAAGCUGGCCCUAUACACGGCAUGUGGAGGAGUGCCACCCCAGCAGUGCCUGCCAGUGCUGCUGGACGUGGGCACAGAUAACCAGGAACUUUUGGAUGACCCUCUGUACAUCGGGGUGAAACACAAGAGAAUACGAGGGAAGGAGUAUGAUGACUUGAUCGAUGAGUUCAUGCAGGCAGCAACUGACAAGUAUGGAAUGAACUGCCUAAUUCAAUUUGAGGACUUCGCCAACAGCAACGCCUUCAGAAUCCUCAACAAAUACCGAAACCGCUACUGCUCCUUCAAUGAUGACAUCCAAGGCACAGCCUCUGUGGCGGUGGCAGGAGUCUUGGCUGCCCUGAAGAUCACCAAGAACAAGCUGUCUGACCACAGAUUUGUGUUCCAGGGAGCUGGAGAGGCUGCGAUGGGCAUCGCUCAGCUUUUGAUCAUGGCCAUGGCCAAGGAGGGAGUGUCCAAAGCAGACGCCCUCAAGAAGAUCUGGAUGGUGGACUCCAAAGGCCUCAUUGUCAGGGGUCGUGGCCACCUGAACCACGAAAAGGAAGAGUUUGCUCAAGAGCACCCUCACGUGAAGACACUGGAGGAGGUGGUGGAGACCAUCAAGCCCACAGCCAUCAUCGGUGUGGCGGCCAUCAGCGGAGCCUUCACUGAGAAGAUCAUCAAGAACAUGGCGUCCUUCAACGAGAGGCCCAUCAUCUUCGCCCUGAGCAACCCCACCAGCAAAGCAGAGUGCACAGCCGAGCAGUGCUAUCAACUCACCAAUGGCAAGGGCAUCUUUGCCAGUGGGAGCCCCUUUAAGAAGGUGACUCUGGCUGACGGGCGCACAUUCCAUCCCGGCCAAGGCAACAACGCUUACGUCUUCCCCGGAGUCGCCCUGGGGGUCAUCGCCUGCGGAGUGCGUCAUAUCUCUGAUGACAUUUUUCUUACAACUGCUGAGGCCAUCUCAGACAUGGUGACAGAGGAACACCUGGCAGAGGGCAGACUCUACCCCCCUCUCAGCACCAUCAGAGAGGUGUCCUUCAAGAUCGCUGUCAAGAUUGUGGACUACGCCUACAGGCAUAAUGUUGCGUCGUGGUACCCGGAGCCUAAGGACAAGGAGGCGUUCAUUCUGUCCCACGUCUACAACUCUGACUACGACUCCUUCACCCUGGACAACUACAGCUGGCCUGCUGAUGCUCAGAAGGUCCAGGAUGUGUAGACAGCUGCAGGUGCCAGAACUGAUGCCUGGAUCUCUCUCUCCCUUUUUUUUUUUUAUCGUUCUUUUCUCUUUCUGCUUUCUUUCUCUGUCUCAACUCCUUAGUGUCUCACUCCUCUGUUCUCUCUGUGGGAAGGAAGGACAGAGAGUGGAGGAAAAGGGGGGGGGGGCAGGGGAGGGGGAGGGUCAAUGAGGAAGGAGAGAGUGAGUCUUUACUGUUUUUCACCUCUCGUUUCUGGGCUGUCAGAUCCACCCAGUGUAUGAUGGAAGACGCACAGAGAACAGCGAAGGAGAGGCUGAGAAACACUCCUUCCCUGAUCUCCUUUUCCUUUUUUUCUUUUUUCAUUAUUUUGGUCCCUUUUGCUUCUGCUUUUCCUCUUCCUCUCUUCCCUCUGCGCCCGGGACAAACAUAUCUAAGACACGCCUCUUUUUUGCCGUUACUCAUCCAGCCAACCAGCCAAUCACUAUUCAACCUUUUCCUGCAGUGUAGCAUUUUGUAUUCCUAUGAUACCUUUUUUAAACUCUGUCCACCCCCUUGUCAAGUGCUCUUGUCUGAGCCCCAUGUGGCCUGUACCAAAAUGAAAUGUACUUGCAUCCAUUGUAUCGUCACUCCAUCUUCCUCAGAUAUGACAAACACACA